AUGAAUCAACGUCGUCCUCCUCAUUCUGCUUCUGAUACUUCGGGGAUGAACUCAAACGCGCUGGCGCGCAUGCACCAACAACAAAGACAAGGGAGACAAUCUGCAACGUCUACCAUCGUCACUUUGAUUAAGAAUUGGAAGCCACGCACGACGCCAAAGUUGACGUUCUCUUUGGGUUUGUACGCGGUUGGGAUCUUCUUGGCGUUUUUCGCCCGUCCGUUUCCAGUGACCCCGGAACAGUUUGAAAAGUACGAAGAAAAACUUCGACUGAUUGACGGAGAGGAAGGUGUCUUAGGUGACGCUCGUUUGAACGCCGAAGACGCGUAUCGAUCUACACGCAUGGAAUUGUACCAAACAAAACGAUUCGGUUGGCGAUUACGCGGUGGACGCGAGAAAUCCAGAGUGCUAGAACUCCAGAGGAAAGAGAAGGAACAAUGGCGAGUUGUAAAAGCGUUGAACAAAGAGCGCGAACGAAAGUUGCGAGACGCGAGAAGUGAGUUAGGUAUUUGGAGCGAUGAAGGGGUUCGGGAAACGAAGAACAAAUUUUGGGAGAAGUACGAAGGCGGCAAAGUUUUCGCAACGCAACAAACGUUUUACGACGCGUUCAAUGCGUUACUCUAUGGCAGGUCGGAUGAUAACGCGCUGGAGUUUAUGAUCAGAUGGACGUUUACGAUUCUUAUUAAUUUUACGGUCGGAAUGUUUGGCGCCAUCAUCGGUUUCACCUUUGCUCUGCCUUCGGUAAUUUAUGGAUUCGGCGCUUCCUUUUUCUCGUUUGCGAUAUUUUUCUUUCUCGCGGUGAUAUCUGCUAUUUCUGUGGUCUUGACGCUUUUGGGUGUUCUUUACGGCGGUGCUAUCGGAGGCGUCGUCGGGGCCGUCAACGUCGCGACGAAUAACGCGUUGCGCCUGGAGGAAAAAAAGAGAGAAGAGAUAAAACGUUUGCAGCAAAGACAACAGCAGCAACAACAACAACAACGACAAAGGCAAGGAGGAGCGAACGGUAGCGAAAACUUUAGGGACUUUAACGAUAACAAUCGGGAUCACAUGGAUUAA
This is a messenger RNA of Bathycoccus prasinos, 1050 nucleotides long. RefSeq lists its product with no specific name. Lineage: Eukaryota; Viridiplantae; Chlorophyta; Mamiellophyceae; Mamiellales; Bathycoccaceae. The coding region runs from base 1 to 1050 and encodes 349 amino acids. The record is from RefSeq and is a predicted model, not a curated record. The transcript has a single exon.